CUGAUGAUGAAAUGAAUAAAUGUUUUGCACAAAUUCCACAAUUCAAGGGUUUGAAAAUAUUUCACAAUGAAAUUGAUACAAUAAAAAAAAUGGCAGCAAAUGAAUUUCAUGAUUUGAUGAAAAUAUCUGUUUUUGUAAUGGAUGGUAUAUUAAAGGAUUCAGAGAAAGAUUGUAAAAUAUCCAAUAAAAAAAUCAAGUUUAAUCUUUCAAUAUUUUGA
Messenger RNA from Entrophospora candida, 218 nucleotides. NCBI's taxonomy places the organism in Eukaryota, Fungi, Glomeromycota, Glomeromycetes, Entrophosporales, Entrophosporaceae. The record is from the annotation of a GenBank genome assembly.